GUGAUCCGGCCGACGGCUCGCCUCCGGGUCCGCCACAGGAAAGCCCCUCUCCUUUCCGGCUUGGAGACCUCUUCCGCUUCCGCCGCCCCGGCCUCUCGUCUCCGGCCGCCCUUCCCGUGUUCCCCUCCUCUCCUCCGCCCCCUGGCUCACCAGAGUUCCCCGAUUCGACGCGACCUCUAUUGGCUUGGCUCAGCUCCGCCCGCCUCGGCCUGGCGGCUUGGAUCUCGGCGGCGCUCAAUCCGUCUGCACUAGCUACUGAGCCAUGGCGGCCGCGGACUCCGACCCCGCCAUCACCUCCUCCACCUGCGCGCACUGUCAGCGGGAAAUUCCAUCUUCAAACAUCGCAUUGCACAGCGCGCACUGUGCUCGGAAUCUUCAGAAGUGCGAGCAUUGCGGAGAUAUGGUUCCAAGGAAGCUCAUGGAUGAACACUACGAUGAGAGCCAUGCUCCAAUGAAUUGCUCCCUGUGCAAAUGCACAAUAGAACGUGAGCUAUGGGAUCUUCAUACAAGCAUACAAUGCCCGCAAAGGAUGCUCGCAUGCCAAUAUUGUGAGUUUGAACUACCUGCAGUUGAUCUUCUUGAGCAUCAGGAUGUAUGUGGGAAUCGAACAGAAUAUUGUCAACCUUGCGGGAAGUACAUCAGACUUCGUGAAUGGAUUGGACAUGAACUCCAGUUCCAUACGAGCUCAAAUACUGCUGCAGAAUUUUCAAGUGAUGGAGCCCCAGAAGCAGCAGAGCAGCCAGUACCAAAGCCAGUGCGACCGGCUGCUCAUGGUUCACAACGCAAACAUCUACUCUUGACAAUUGCAAUAGCUGGAUUGGCAGUUUUGAUUGGAUCAAUACUGUACCAAAGGAAGGGACAGUAGUGCUAAGGAGGUACAGUCAUUUGAGGUACCUUGAUGUAUAAAUGCCCACUUAACCAAUAAUAAGAUUUAGACCCCAGCUGAGGGGAACGAAAAAGGAAAGAAGACAAAAAAAAAAAAGAGUACAUUGGAACUUAGUUGUGAAUGGACCAGAUCAGACUAUGUUUUGUGCUCAUUGUUCUUGUAGAUGGGAUUUUUUCCAUGAAACUUUUAUGGCGUUUGGUAAUCUACAAAAAGCUAUGGUCUAAAUUACAACCACAAAAGUUUAACUGAAAUAUCUUGCAUAGACUUGUGGCAACAGAAAAAAGAAAAGUUGCAACAAGCAAUCAGUCAAAGUAGCUGUAUGCCACCAAAAUGCUUGUUUCUGUAUUUCAAUCAUUCACGGAGAUUGAAAUAAUAUUCUGUUCACAUUGAACCGCGCAAUAAAUAGGUUAGUGGGCAGCUAGCUACUACGAUCACAAAAACAUCUACUAUGUUGUCCUGAUCACAUUUACAAAAUUGCCUGUAGCUAUCCAGUCCUGCUUGCUUCUUUUUUUUUUUUUUUUGCUUUCUUCAAGUUGCUUGCAGUGAAUAACCUGUAGUUGGAUGGUUCCAUAUCACUAAUCUUCCCAAACUGCUUGUCGUAGAAGCUCCAUAACUCAAACCUGUUUCAGACCAAAAAUAAGCAAUGGCGGUGACAGAUGCACCUCAGAAACAUAUUAUAGCCUAAAACAUACACUAUCGAGCAUCGGAAAAGGAUAUACCAGUAUGCCAAGAACUGGAAUGGUGAAUACUUGCCAUAGAUUUUAUCUAAUUCCUUAUGAACAGAACUGACAGUACUUGGUCUUUUAUGAAUCUGCAACAAAUUACAGACAUAGUACAGGUCAAUAUUGAAUAAAUUGGCUAUGAAAUCUCAAAAUGCAAAGGUUCCAGGCUGGCGAAAUACCUGUUUCAAAUGCCUAAUUGUCUCUGUAUCAGCUGGGAUCGUGUGGUUAAAGCCCAUACACAUGAGCACAUUGGCACGGGUAAAAGGGCCAAAUCCAGAGAUCGCAGAUAACUCAAUAUUCAGUCUCUCAUAGGUGGAUUCGAUAGUAGAUAACUCUUCUGCAGCAGGUACAGAUAUUUUACACGUCUCUUCAAGUUUUUGUAGGCUUACCUUCCCUUCUACAAUGCCCCGUGCAAGCAUUACAAUUCUCUUUGCUCGAUAUCCAAGACUGCAGCGCUUGGCUAAAAGGUCCUCGUCAAGAUUUGCCAAUUCUUCUGGUGUAGGGAAAUCACCAAUGCAGUCUUCCAGGCCAGGAACAUUGUUCAAACUAAGCUCAGAAGUAUUGAAGGACGGCAAGGAAUCACAUUUACUGCCUGUUCCACUUGCAGCUGAGUGUAAACUAGACAAAUCUUCAUUUGUUUCUGAUUGUGUUGAAUCAUUGCUAGUGCCACUUGGCAGUGUUAAACCCUCCAACUUAUCCUCUGCAAAUCUUGUUUCUAGCUUAACACGAACACACUGCCUCUUCCUGUGCUUCCUUUCAGGUUCCCUAAUGGGCGGUGUCCUUGACUGAAAAUCUUCAAUACUGGAUGAACGUCGCAGCUCCAACUGAAGCUCACACAGUGCAGUAGCCAUUGACAAUGUUCUUGCCCAUCUGCAGUAGGACAGCACAGUUGUAUAAGCUAUCUUGCAAAUGGAAUUAAAAUUACUAGAUGAAAUUUGCACUUCUACCGCACAUGAUUUCAUCAUUGUAUUUGACUUUGCCCAGAUAAUUCAGUAAAAACUAACCGUCGACAAUGUGUCGCCGCGGAAGGCAA
Messenger RNA from Panicum virgatum (switchgrass), 2641 nucleotides. Its product is annotated as XIAP-associated factor 1-like. Lineage: Eukaryota; Viridiplantae; Streptophyta; Magnoliopsida; Poales; Poaceae. Bases 263 to 865 code for a protein of 200 amino acids. The record is from RefSeq and is a predicted model, not a curated record. The transcript has 5 exons.